UCCAUCAUUACAAACAAAACUUUUCAUUCGCCAAAAAAACUAGUACCACAAAGCAGCACGUUUCAUCUAUACACAUCUGAUUUAACAUAAUACAACAGAUUAUAGCAACUGACAACAACAGAAUUCAAGUGCAGAAAAAGACGUAUCUGCUUUGAACAAAAUCAUCACAAAAUUGUUUACAGACAAUUAUUGACAAAUUAAUGAUUGGAUAAACUUUGUGGAAAAGAUCGUCAAGAAACCACAUCAAUAGAAAACGAAUGUAUGGGCUUGAAGGUUUACAGGCAAACAAAAGUACAGAUGCCACUGUUAGCCUUCGAUAUAUAUGUAGAAUGCCCUCAUUCAAUCAUUCCUAUACAGAAUAGGAAGUAGAUCACCAAGUCAAUAGACAUAAAUAUAUAUGAAAGAUAAUCUGGUAACCGGACAAUCUUUCAUUAUAUGCAAAGAAGAAGGUGAAUUCAAGACAAUGAUGAACAAAAAUAUACACUUCCGUGCUGUGGUUUACCGUCCACACUUUCAUCAAACUGUAGAAGAAAAAGAAGAUGUGACGGACACGGCUGGAAUGUCAAAUGAUCAAGUAUCUGAAGAUAGUGUUGAAGAUGAAAGUACUGGAAGACCACCUCCAGAUAAACAAAAGAUGGAUACUAAUUCAAAACCAUGGCUUAAGGACAUAAGAAAGUCAGGGAAUAAAACUCUAUUUGGGAAAACGGGAAUUCAGAUCAGAUUGCCAAGUUCUAGAAAUAAUAAUGGCCAAUCUAACACGAAGAAAAGGACAAAUCUUAUUGAAAGUUCAGAUGAUACAGAUGACACUGUAACUUAUGAUGAAGAAAAAAACUUGGCGAAGAAAGAUGAAUCUAAAAAGAGUGCUGGUAUUCGAAGAAAUUCCUCGUCUGCGUCGACGGAAUGUGAAGCGAUUGUAACUACAGCUCCUACGAAAAAAAAUAAACAAAUUAGGAAGAAGAAAACUCGAAUAAAAUCGAGUGAUGAUGAAAGUUCUUCAGAGAGUGAAGAUGUGGAGGAGACGAAGAACAAAGUUAACAAAAAGAAAACAUUAUCGGUCAAGGCCUCUUCAAAGAUCAUUCAUAUAUCUUCAGAGACAACAGAAACUGACGAUGCUGUACAUCUUGUGCGCGGGGACAAGGGGAAAAGAAAAAGGCAAUUGUCAGGGCCAUCUGAUACACAUUCAAAAAUGUCUUCCAGUAAAAAAUUAAAAAGUAUACAAGAAGAAUCGACAGAGGAUUCAUCUGAAACUAAAUGGGUUACUUUAAAAAACAAUUCCAAGUCGAACAAUCUGACGCAUAAACGUAAAUCUGGUGAUAUUGACCAUAGCUCUUCGUCUGAAUCGGAAAUCAUGAAGAAAAGAAAAUCUCAGAAGAAAUCAGGUAGCAAAAAGAAAAGCAAUGCUAUGACCCCUGAGUUAACCCUGAAAUUUUCUUCUUCUGAGGAAGAAUUACCUCCCCUUGUUAGGCCGAGGAAGAGGCAUAGUAGUGACAGCUCUACUAGAUCAACACAGAGCAAUGCCUCCACAGUGGCAUACAGCCACUCUCAAGUGAAAGGGGAACAGAUGGAAAGUUCUUUUCCAAUUCAUGAUCCUGAAUAUCAAAACAUUUCUUCUGGCAUUGAAAGUGAAGAUUCAGGUGCUGAUUCUGACACGCCACUUAAAUUGAUCAUGAUAAAGCGAAACUCUUCUACAGAAACGAAACAGAGCAAUAACUCAGAUGAAAACGAAUCUGAGUUACUGUUUUCCCAAAUCCCUAUUAAAGAGCAGGGUAGGAAAGAUACAGAGGAAAUGUCUAGAAAGGAAAGAGCAUUUUCUUCCUACACUCAGGAGGAAGAUGAAAUAUUUGUUAUCGAUUCAGAUGAGGAUUUUUACUCCAGCAUGUCGCAGCAAAAUUUGACAAUUGAUUACAAUGACAAACCAGAUGCAGAAAAUGAUGAAGAUGAACGUGUUGGAUUUUUCCUCGAUGGGGAAGACGAUGUUGAUACUAUACAUGUAAAAAUUGAAAGUCCCGAGCUACCCCUAGAUUUUGACUGGUUGAAAGAGAAAGUUGAAGCACGAGAAGGGUCGAAAGACCAGUACGACAUAAAUACUCAAGUUAUUACCUCUGUCAAGGUGGAAAAUGUAGAAAAAGACAACUAUGAUGCUGAUACUCAAAUUAUUAGUGACGAUUCAGAUGAAGAUUUCUUUGAGGCUGCAACUCAGAUUCCAAAUGAAAACACAACUGGCAUAGAGGUUCAAGAUGAAGAUGAUACAGGUUCUGAAACUGAGGACUAUUAUCAUGCACAAACUCAACUUCCUGUUGACAAUAUCAAAAAUGGGUCUUCCAAGGAAGAAAAAGUUCGUUUAGCAGACACUGAAAAAGCAGUGGAAGACUUUUACAAUGCGUCAACACAACAUCCUGUUGACAAUUUCAAAAAAAGGUCUUCCAGAGAAGAAAAAGUUCGUUCUGUAGACAUGGUAGAUACUAAAAAAGCAGUGGAAGACUUUUACAAUGUAGACACUCAAGUAGCAGUUAUUGAUUGUGAUGAAUUUGACUCCGAUGACAACGAUCUGUUUCAGGCAGAAACACAAAUUUCAGGUAUUAAAGAAGAAGGAAGCACAAGUUAUGACAGAACUAGCAAGAAAGUUAAAGAGGAGAUGGAUAAAGAUUCUAACAGUCUAGACUAUUACAAUGCUCAAACUCAAGUUUUUGAUGAAACUGAGAAAAAAUUGCCAAUAAGAAGAAAAAGUUUUGAUUUGGAUAAUUUUGAUGAGCAAUUGGAAGAAGGCAAGAAAUCGCAAAUCAACAGAAAACGAGGUUUUAAGGAGUCGAAACCAGAAAGAGUUAUUAAAAGAGAGAGUAAGGAUCUAUAUGAUGCCAACACACAAAUUGAUAGGACCAAUAAACAUUCUGUUGUACAGCGCUUGAGUGAUGAAGGCUGUGUUGUCGAACACAUAAAAGAGACCAAGGUCAUUGUCAAAAAACAAUUCUCCACACCAUUAGAAGCACAGAAAUAUCUUAAAGAGUAUAAUUCCUCAGAAGAUUUGUAUGGUGAUGAUACUCAAGAGUAUGAUUGGCCAAAAGGAAACAAACCUACUAUUAAAAAGAAGCCAGUAUAUAGUGACAUCAAUCAGGAUGAUACAAAGGUCGUUGCUGAUGUUUAUGACAUAAAUACUCAAAUUGAUCGUACCAAAAAUGAGGCUAUACAAGAAUUUGAUCCAUAUGCGGCAGCAACACAGGUAGUUAAACCUGAAGUGAUUGAUAUUUCUGAUGAUGAAAAUGAUAACGUUCUAUACAACUGCGCUACUCAGGUUGAAUCUAAAUUAGAGGCGAAAGAGAGAGCAGUCAGUGAAGUUAAAGACAAAAAACUGAAAAAUAGCAUAUUAUCAAGUGGUAUACAACAAAUAACAAGCAAAGUCAGUGUGGGUGUGCCGAAAAAUGUUAUGGAUGCUAUGUCACAAAUGGAAUUCAAAUCGGAGAAUCACUGCAAUAUUUACGACAUGGCAACACAGGUUCAAAACCAUGAUGAAAAUGAAACUGAGAGUGAUCAGGAAAUAUAUGCUGCUGCUACUCAAUUUGAAAUUUCAUGCGAUGAAACCAGUAAGACAAAAGAUAAUUAUAAUGCACAAACUCUGGGCGAUGAUGUAGAUGAAGAUAGCCAGAACUGCUACAAUGAAAUGACGCAAGUUGAGACUCCCCAAAAACAAUCCAAAAAGGAAGCAAGAAAUGUUUUUAACACAAUGACACAAGUUGAUAACACUGUUGAUGUUUGUGAAGCUUUUGACCCAUAUACUGCACAGACUCAAGGGGACAAUGUUCAAAUGUUAAGUUCAGAAGACGAAAUCUAUGAACAGGCUACGCAAGUUGAUUUAACUGUUCCCGUUAGCAAUGAAGAAGAUUCUUGGAAAAGUGAUGAUGAUGAAAGCAAACAAGAAGAUAACAAUGGUGAAUAUGUUGCAAUGCUGGAUGAUGAAGCUGAUGAAAAUGUAAAUGAAAAGCCAGAGGAUAGAUCUGUGAGUCCAGUUGAGAUUAAUGAUGGUUACAUUGCUAUGUUAGAUGAAGUAGAUGAAGCUCCACAGCCAGUUACUAUUACAGAUAGUACCUUAGUUUCAAAAUCGAAAGAGAACAAAACUCCUAAGAAAGACAAGACAUAUGUAAAGCACACAAUGUUGAAAAAAGUUUCAAGUGAAGAAAAGAAAACUAUGGAAUGUUCACCAAAAAAGCCAAAGACGUCCAAGGAAAAAAGAGAGAGUUUCCAAUUAGAAAAAGAAAGAUUUUAUUCUCAAAAACCGAGUAAGAAAGCAGACUCUAAAUCGCCAGAAAUGAAUCAUGAUAUUGAUAUUGUUGAGGACCAUACUAGUCAGUGGUUAUCUAAGCAACAGAAAAGUAAAGAAAUGGACAAGGUAAAAAAACAUAGAGAAACUAAACCAUAUUCUGCUGCAGAUAAUAGCUUGGAUGGAAAUAUCAGGGCUGCUAAAAAUAAAUUGGCUGAGAGAGGAAUGAAGCAAGCGGAACAUCCUCAACCUGUCAAAAGAAAACAUUUAUUUGUUGAAGGUGCAAGUGAUGUUUCCGACGUAACGCUCCCCGAUGAAAAAGAGAUCCUAGCUAAACAGUUACCAUUAUUGGAAUUUCCUCGGGCAAAGGGAACACAGAGCAGUCAGGAAAAUCAACAAACAACCAAAGAAAAGCAGAAAAAAGAUACUGUUACUUCAGAGAAGACGGAUAAAAGUAACAGGGGAGAUAAUCGUAGUCAUUCUCAGUCGGAUCGACAUGAUAGGUCUUCAUCUAAACACAAACAUCAUCAUAGUUCAUCACAAAGUUCUGGUCACAGAAAAGAAAGACACUCUAAGGAUAAAGAUCAAAGAGAUAAGAGGUCAGGUGACAAGGAUCAGAAGUCACAUGACAAGCGAGAGGAGUCACAUGACAAGAAAAAAGAUCACAGAUCUUCUAGCAAGUCUUCAACUAGGAAGGAUGAGAAGUCAUCUGAAAAAUCCAUAUCAUCUGAAAAGUCUAGGGAGAAAGAAUCUUCUAGGAGAUCAUCAGGCAAAAGUAGUCAUCGUACAUCUUCUCAUAAGGAAAAAAAUGAAUCAUCGAAGAAAAAUGAGACAAAGAAAGAUGACAAAGAUAAGACCAUCAUGAAAAGGAUUCCAAAGUUGUCUGAAACUGCCAAGAAAGAGAAAGAAAAUGAAACAGUAACAAAAUCACCAUUAUUAGCAACAAACCUAGAUUCACAAAUUUCUGGGGAUUUUAUGUCGAAAAUUGGAUUGAGCAGUAUGAAGAUCACAUCACGAGUCAGAACACGGAGCCGUGAGGAAUCGGAACAAAGAACAGAAACUCUGAUGGAGGCAUCAACUUCAGAGGUCAGCCUGAAAAAUAAUUCUCCAGAGAAGUGUCAGAGAUUAACAAUAUCAAUGUACAGAGAAAGAGAUCUUGAAUUUACAUCGACAGGCAAUCUGGAAACAACAUCUCCGGCUGAAACUGGUGAAAAAACACCCAAAUCAAUUCUGCGAAUAGUAGGAUCAGAGAGCAAAGGUCUAAAAGUUCAGUUUAGGACACAACCAUAUUCUCAGUCUGCAGAGAAUACACAAAGAGGAGUUGAUUGGGACAAUAGGAAGGCCAGGUUUAACACACAUUUUCCUAAUGGACUACCGAAACUACCUGGGGAAAAUGAAAAUGAACCAGUUACACAGCCUCCAGUCACUAGCUCUGUAAACCUGAUGAAAAAACUACCUCUAAAUUUACAGGCUGCAAAGGCAAAACCUCUAACAACACAGAAUCAGAAUUCAACAAUUACUUAUCAACCACCUCCUGGUGCUUUUACAAGUACCAGUCAACAGAUACCAGUAGCAACUGUUCCCACUCCAUCUUCUUACCAGCAACAUAGAAACAGAGCUGCUCCCUGUAAUAACUCGAGACCAUCUUCUGCCCAGCAGCAGGUUGAUAGGGUACCAGUUCCUAUUUUCAAACAAGGCAGCAGUCCUAUUGCUGAUCUGAGUAUUUUAGACUUCAAUUACUUCUUUGUGAAGAUAUUGAAGUGGAAUGCCAACUGGUUUGAUGAAUAUGAAAAACAUCAGACAGCACCUCCAGAUGUUGAAGAAGCUUAUCAUGUUUCUCAUCUUUUAGACUCGUAUGACAGUUAUGAAGAUUAUUUCAAAACUCUAUUCCCCCAUCUCUAUCUGGAGACUUGGGAAACAUGUGUGAGGUCUUGGCAAGAGUCAAAGGGACGAAGAAGAUCAGUUGACAUUGUGUUUACUCGAGUUCAUAAACCAUGUGACAAGAUGUUCACUUACACUUUUACUGCUGUGGUCCCAAAGCAGACCUUCAAUCUAUUAAAUGAAGGAGAUCUUGUGAUAGUAAAUACCUGGGGUGUGAAUGCAUGGGAAGUCAGUGCCAAACAUAAAGCCAAGUAUUAUCCACAGCUCGGAUUCAUAGAGAGGCUCCAGUACCGUAGGAAUCAGGGCGAUGUUGUUAAAAUCCUACAGACGUUUCCUUCUUUAGUUAAAGAAGGGAAAUCUGCCUCUGAUUUGAUUGGACUAGAAAUAAUUGUGAAGACCAGAUUUCGACAGUUCAAAAUGUUACCUGACAAGAGAUCUUCUAUUACGGUUGUAUGCUCGUUGGUGUCAACAAUACGUCACUACAAUGCCUUGUCCCGCCUUUACAAAACCACGAUGGUCAACAGUAUUUUGACUCCAGGUAUCCUUAGAGUAUUUCACAAUCAUCCUUCAGUUAGAGAAAAUGAUCUUCUGGGAUUAGAUAAAUAUAACAAGUCACAACAAAAAGCUAUUGUAAUAUCAACCAAGAUUGCACUGGAGCCUGCACAGCAAAAUAGGGUGGUGCUAAUCCAAGGACCUCCUGGUACUGGUAAAUCCUAUACUAUUAUUGGUAUCAUCAAGAAUAUCAUUAAGAAAAGCAAUAGGGCAUGUCAUAUUUGUCUGUGUGCACCAUCAAAUGCUGCCGUAGAUGAAUUAAUGAAAAGACUAAUAGAUGAAAGAAGAAAGAUGGAAGAAAAGAGUAAACAUUCUGGAUUCCGACUAGUUCGCAUCGGUAAACCAGAAAAUAUACAUCACGAUGUACAAAAGUACACAUAUCGGGAGAUUGUAAAAGUUAAUCAAGCAGAGGAAUUAAAGAACAAAAUCAAGAGACAGGUCAACACAAGUGUGGUAAAAGAAAUAGAUAAGCUGAAGACCAGGAUAUCAAGUUUGCAGGAGGAAUUGACUAAUAAGAUGAUCAAAAUGCAAACAAUUGAGGCAGGGAAGAUCAGAAGUGAAAUAAAUAAAUUAGAAAAGAAAAAAGAUGACAUGGAAGUUGCAAUCCAGGCUCAAUAUAAAGACAUAAAACUAACGAGACAAGAAGAACAAAAAGUUAUGAGGGAUGUGUUGAUAAAGAGCCAUAUAGUGUGUGGCACACUGAAUUCCUUUGGGAAUGAUUAUUAUGCAGACAUACUAGCUCCUUACUAUCAGAACAGUAGGAGGUCAAUGUUUAAUUGUAUUAUUGUAGAUGAGGCUUCACAAGCAACAGAGUUAGAUACACUGAUACCAUUACAAUACGGGACUACUAAAUUGAUUAUGGUAGGAGAUCCUGAACAACUUCCGCCAACUGUCUUGUCACAGAAAUCUGCUCAGAAAAGUUUUGGACAAUCACUGUUUGAGAGGUUCUACAACCAUUUUAGACACGAAGAUGUAAACCCUGUUCUAUUCUUAGAUACACAGUAUAGAAUGCAUCCAGAAAUAGCUCAUUUCCCUAGCAAAUUUGUCUACCUUGGUGCACUCAAGACUGACAGUUCUGUAGAGGAAAGAUGUAACAUUUUCCAGUUAAAACCAUAUCUUUUAUUUGACAUGCAAGAAGGACAGGAACACAGCACACAGAGGGGACAAGCAAAUUUACAGCUUAAUAGAGCAAUUAUAAACUCUACAGAGGCUGAGUUCACAAUAGAACUGUGUGAGUUCCUAAUGAGUCGGACAAGGUUGCAGCAGCAACAGAUUGGAAUCAUUGCACCAUACCAGCAACAGAAAAAAAUCAUCAAAGAAGGACUGGAAUCAAGGAAAUUGAUAUCAAUUGAAGUCAACACAGUAGACAGUUUUCAAGGUCGUGAGAAAGAAGUGAUAAUUCUAAGUUGUACAAGAGCGAAAAAUGUUUCUGGUGGAAUAGGGUUUUUAGCAAACAGUAAAAGAAUGAAUGUGGCUUUAACGAGAGCAAAAACAGCAUUGUAUGUAGUUGGAUGUCUUAGCUCUUUGAAGAGAGGUGACCUGGCAUGGAGAAAUUUAAUUGAGGAUGCCGAAAGAAGGAACGUUAUCAGAAAAAUCACAGAGGGAAGAUAUGAUAUGGUAUUUAAUGGUUGUUUGAAUAUCUCAGCUCGUCUGGGACGACUGUUUGUAACCUGAAGACAACAGUUACGGAAAUUAUCAAAUUCUGAAAAAAACUUAUUUUAAGCCUAGUCUUAAUAAGAAAAGAAGUGAUACUGUGAUUUUAAACAAGUAUGGAUCGUAAAAGUAUUUCGUAACUUGAAAAGGAAAUGAUUAAAGUAUGAUAUCUGUAAAAAAGAAUAUAUGGGUUGACUACUGAGUUCAAUUACUGUAAUUGAAUGGAAGAGGGAGAUGUUUUUGUUGAUGUUAAUUUUUGUUCAAUUGAAACCAAAUAAAAUGGACUAGAUAGCAUGUCCGAUUUAUUACAGUAGAAUAACAAAGAUGUAUAGCAAAUAGUUUACGGAGUAAUUAAUCAUGGAAAAAUAUUCCUUGAAAAAUUAUUGAUAUAGGAAAAAAAAUGCUGAGUUCCAUGUCUGUGUAAAGAUGAAGGAUAGAGUAUUGAGAGAAAAAUGGUUUUAUCAAAAUGGAGAGAAAAAGAAAGGGAAGAAGACAAGUUCAUAAUCAUGCAGAAAAUAACCUAUUUUCUAAAGUAUUUAGAAUUGAAGUCUGAUCAAACAUUUAUAUGAUAAAAAGGCUGACUAGUAUCCAUAGAAACAUAGUGCUAAUCAUUGCUAAUAAGAAAAUGUUGAGUGAAAAAUAAGCAUUACAUAGGCAAACCAAUAAACCAUUCCAAAACUGAUAUUAAAGAGAUUUUGCACAAUGCAGUGCUGAACCAUUUUAUUCUGUUGUUUAAUGAACUAUGUUUACAUAAUUGAUUUUAUGAAAACAUUUUGUUUCUUGGAGAUGUAUAUAUUUUAAUGAUGUUUAAUUUUAAUUAUGUGUAAAUUAUGUAUAUAUAAAACAUUCAAAUAUAUAUACAUGUGCAUCAUGUGUGUAUUUAUAUGUAACACUUUGUUCUUUUCAUGAGAACUUUCGGGUAACCUACUAAUCUUUGGGGAAAAUGUGGAUAUGAAAUUAGCUUAUUAGCAUUCAAAUUGUGGUUCAUUAGAAAAAUGUUCAAUUUAUUUUGAAAUCAAAAUAUUACCACUUUUUUUUCUUUAUUAUAUAGAUACUUGAAAUCCUGUACAGCUAUUUCCACUCUUUUUACAUGUUUGAAAGGUCAACCCUUUAAACAGUUUACAAAACCUAUGCAAUUUAACUACAAAAAGUUGUAAAUAUUUUUUUACACCUAUUGAUCUUUGAAAUUGUUAAUUUGCUAUGUAUAUUGUUUAUGCAAAUAUUCUUUACUUCAACUGCUGGUUUUAUCAAAUAGAUUUGUGUUAAAGAGGUAGACCUCAGUAUAGGGACAUAACUAUUAAAAAAAUCACUAGAACGUUUGUUUCUACCAUUUUUCAUAAUUAUAACAAGCUUUUAAGUAACUAAGAUUAUUUUAAUUCUGUUUCACACGAAUGCUUUAAAAUUAUCAAAACACAUUUAUGAUAUAAAAAGUUAUCUCCCCUUGAGUAAGGUACAGCAAAAUUUUUACCCCAAGUUUAUUGAAAAUGUUUAAACUCUUUUGUCAGAAUUUAAAUUUUUUAUACAAAAUAUUGAUAUUAAUUGAAAAAUCUUAAUGUGAGUAUAACUGAAUACUAGAGAACAGAGAGAUUUUUCAAUUUUGCUCUGUUAAAAAUUCUCUCGGGUUGGACUGAUUCAUGAAAAGUCUUAGAUUACAAUUUAUUUAUCCAAUUUUAGAUCCUUUAUCAGUACUUACUACAUUGGACAUUUCAUAUGUAAUUUUUUAAACGAAAAAGAAAAGUAUGUCGAUUGUUUGACAAAUUCACACAUAGAAUCGAAAAAAUUGGAUUGGAGAAUGGUGGUAACCGCCUUCUUCCUUGAAUAUUUUUUCAUAAAUGCCUAAAGAUCAGGACAGAUUUAAGUAUUUAAGUUUAUUUAAAUGUUUCGUUUAAAAAUAUCAAUAAUUUCAUUUAAGAAUUAAAAUACCCAUAACUCCCUCUAAACUACAGGACUUUGUUAUCAAUGACUAUUAAACUGUAUUUUUUAAAGUUAUAUAUAUAAUCAUGAAUUUGUCUCUAUUAAUGUAUUAAUGAAAAUAUGAUGUAUGUAAUUUAUUCUAUGGUUUGAUAUCAUUAUGUUUGGGGAAGUUUAUUUUUAAAGGUGAUUUUUUUUUUUUUUUUUCAGAAAGAAAUUUACUUUCUGUAACCAUGGUAAUGUAAAUGUAUUAAAAUAACUUUUAGACUGUCAAAAAAUGUUCAAAUUUUGUGUUUUUGAGUCUUAAUUUUCUUGGUUCUUUAUUAUACACUACUUAAAUGUCAACCUCCUUUCACAUAUGAUCUCAAAUAUAUUGAUUAAUCUGGCCCAUUUGUAACAAGUAGUCUUGCCAUAAUUCAACAUUUUAUCUCAUAAUUUUUUUUAAUUUUUGCCAAAAAUUUACUAGUCAUUUGUAUGAUAAAGUUUAUUGGUUGUGAAUUUAAUUUUCAAAAGGCAUUACAACUUCUUAAAUUUAUAACAAUGAACAUUUUCAACCCGAUAUAACUAGCACUCAAUCUGAUAUGUAAAACUGGGUGUCAAACAAUGAAUUCUAAACCUGAUAAAACUGUUAAUCAAUACAUGUAUAUGCAGAACCUAGUCGAAGUAAUCAAUAAAUGUCAAUCAUGAUUGAACUGUUAAUAAUAUAUGUUUUUCUUUACCAAAUGACUCUUAGUGUAUGUUAAACCUUAUUGAAAUGUCAAUAAUAUAUGUUAAAUCUGAUUGAACUUUAAGUCAAGGAAUGUUAAACCUGAUUGAACUGUCAGUCAGGGUAUGUUAAACCUGAUUGAACUGUUAGUCAAUGUAUGUUAAACCCAAUCGAACUGUCAGUUCAUGUACAAAAUGUAUAUUAAACCUGAAUCAACUGUUAAUAAAACCUCAUUAAACAUGUUAGACAGUCAUUCAUUUAAUAUCAAUCAUAUUUUUUGGAGGAAAGAUGAUUCAGUUCAUUUAUACUCACUUUUGUAAAUAAACAUGCAUUAUAUUUAUUUUUUUACAAAAUACGAUGUAGUAUUUUUGUUUUGUUUUGUUAAUUUUACAUUUUUUUAUACAUACAGCUAAGAUAGCAUUUUUUUAUUACUUUGUAAGACUGUGAUAAAUGGUAAAAGUCUUGCCCUGUCUAUGCAGUUUCUUGGAUCAAUAGUGAGAAAGUAUUGUUGUGUCUAUGCAGUUUCUUGGAACAAUAGUGAGAAAGUAUUGUUGUGUCUAUGCAGUUCUUGAUAACAUUCAUAUAAUGAAGAUAAAAUGUUUAAGAAUUAUCCCCCUCCCCCCCCCCCUCCCAGUUUGGACAAAAAUUUAAAGGUUAAAGAAAUAAUUAUCAACAACCAUUUAAUAUACUGAGUGAGGGAAGAGGAGGAUUUUGAAAACAAAAAAAAUAACUGACUCACCAUGCAGAAAAGACAGUUGGAAUUGCUGACUAAAACCAAAUGCUGCAAAUAGUUCUGAAGCAGGAGAAAUUAAAAUGACAAUUAAUGAAUUCAAUCUUCAGAAGGACUGACAAUUAUCACAGCAAGCAAAGAAAAGAUCUUUCUGUCCCUUUGUCACGCAGAAUAUCAAAUUGUUGUCCCAUUACCUGAAAUUCCUUAUUUAGAGUCAUGUGAAAUGAUUCAGACGAGCAUUUUUAUUGUGGCCAUGUUGUCUCAUUUAUUAUUUGAAUAGAAGUUUGUUCAGGGUAUUUCUACUAUUUGGUCCAGUAAGAAAAGUAUAUUAAUAUAAGUAUACACAUAUCAUGCAUAUAGGGAAAAAGCUUUAGAUUAAAAAAGAAAAUCUAUAUAAUUAUAUGCUGAUGGCAGAAAUAGUCCUCAGACUUGAAUUGACAAGCAGGUAUACCAAUAAAAAUAAAAUAUGUUUACUAUUUUUGUGUUUUUACUUGUGUUGAUCAAUGUCAUGUUUGUCAUAAACAUUAUCACAAUUCGU
This is a messenger RNA of Mytilus californianus (California mussel), 12223 nucleotides long. RefSeq names its product probable helicase senataxin. Gene Ontology annotation, cellular component: nuclear body. Lineage: Eukaryota; Metazoa; Mollusca; Bivalvia; Mytilida; Mytilidae. The record is from RefSeq and is a predicted model, not a curated record. Gene Ontology annotation, molecular function: ATP hydrolysis activity; helicase activity; transcription termination site sequence-specific DNA binding. The transcript is spliced from 26 exons. Gene Ontology annotation, biological process: termination of RNA polymerase II transcription. The coding region runs from base 398 to 8359 and encodes 2653 amino acids.